CAGAAUUAAAUAUAUUAAAAAUUUGAUAAAUAUCCAAAUAUUAAUGCAAUAAUUAAAAAUCAAAUUUCAAUAAUAAAUCAAUUAUAUAUAGUGUAAAAGCAUAAUAAAAAUGGAAAUAGAAAAGCAGCUAAUUUAGUAAGAUCAAGAACAUAAGUUUUUAAAUUUGCCACCAAAUUUUGAUAUUUAUCUCGAUGAUUGCUUUUUUUUGAAUUUUAAUAACGAAAAUAUACUACCUGAAAAUAUAGAUUCUGAUGUCUCAAGCUACAAGAAUAUAAUCAUAAAUUUUACAGAAAAAUCAAAUCUCCUAAUUGAUGGGCUAGAAAAAUUCAUUGAAAAAAUCGUGUAUAAGAAUAGAAAGAUAGAAUACUUUGAAUUAAAUCUAAAGAAGUUAGGAAAAUGGCAUAAAUUAGAUACAUCUGAAGUUAUUAGAUUAUGCAAAAUAAUACAGCAAGUUAAUAAAGUUAAAUAUCUUUAUCUCUACUUUGAUAGCGUCUCUGAGGAAUAUAGUGAUGAUAUUAUUUGCUCAAUUAUCGAUAUCGCUUUUGUCUAAACGAAUUUAGAAAUGCUUCAUAUUGAAUUAUCUUCUCUUGCAUAAAAAGGAGCUGGCUAAUUGGGAUCUAUAAAGUUAGCUUAAACUAUUGAAGCAUAAAAUAAACUAAAACAUCUUUCACUAAAUUUGCAUGGUUGGGGAACAGAGAAUGAUUAAUAACAUCCGAACUAAUAAGACCUUUUACAGAUAAUACAAAAAAUACCUAUUAAUUUAAAUUUAGAGUCAUUAUACCUAUGUUGUGGUGGCUGGAAGUCUUGGGGAAAUAUUAGAGAUAUUGAUAUGUAGCAGUACAUGAAUGAAUUGAAAAAACUUUAGAAUUUAAAAUAUCUCAUGUUAGAUUUAAGAGGAUGGGCCUGCACUAUCUCUAAUCCAUGGGAGACAAUAUUCACAAAUGAAGGAGCUACUUACCUUUAAGAGUUCCUUUCUUCAUAAAUAAAUCUUGAGUGGUUAAAUUUAAAACUACUAGGAUGGGGAGAUAAUAAUCCUUCUUUUACUUCACAAGCUAUUAUGUCUAUUGGUGAAGGAUUAGGAAAACUUUAAAACCUGCAAUUUCUCAACUUAGAUCUAAAAAAACCUCCUUCUUCAAGGGAUUUUCAGAAUAAAUACUCUCCAUACUCGUUAGUAUAUUUACUCACAUAAAUAAGAAAUUUAAAAAAGCUUACUAGAGUUAACAUAGUUUUACCAAACCAUUGUAUGAUUCCUUAAGUAAAAAAAGUUCUCUAAUAUAUAACAAAAGCAGUUCAAGAUAGAACUCAUAUUAUAGAAGUCUUGAAACUCAUGGAAAAAGAAUCAGUGGCCUAAAUGUAUAGAAAAGAAAUAAUUUAAAGAGCAAUAAUUGCAAUAUUUGGGAACUAAUUAAAGUUUUGACACGCUAUCUAUCUAUUUAUCUAGCUUAUUUAUUAUUUCUUAAUUAUUAUUUCACUUUUAUAUCCUGUCUAAAUUUUAAAUUGUUAUCAAUAUAAUUGAUC
Molecule: messenger RNA, 1518 nt
Organism: Tetrahymena thermophila SB210
Lineage: Eukaryota; Ciliophora; Oligohymenophorea; Hymenostomatida; Tetrahymenidae
Exons: 11
Source: RefSeq, a predicted model, not a curated record